Sinocyclocheilus rhinocerous is the source of this 1185-nucleotide messenger RNA. It is a transcript of the gene cdab, whose product is annotated as cytidine deaminase b. Bases 94 to 573 code for a protein of 159 amino acids. The record is from RefSeq and is a predicted model, not a curated record. Gene Ontology annotation, molecular function: zinc ion binding; cytidine deaminase activity. NCBI's taxonomy places the organism in Eukaryota, Metazoa, Chordata, Actinopteri, Cypriniformes, Cyprinidae. Gene Ontology annotation, cellular component: cytosol. The transcript is spliced from 4 exons.
UGGGAAAAGGGAUUGGAUGCCGGAUCUGGAAAAACAGAGUCACAGGCAAGUCUGUUGAGCCGCAGAAACACAAUACAUACACAGCACAGCACCAUGGGAGAUCAAAAGAUGAGACGUGAGCUUAUUAAUGGGUUGAAUGAGCACUUGUCUGGAAUAAAAGAGUUGAUCUGGAAAUCCCUAGAGGCCAGGAAAUUUGCCUACUGCCCCUACAGCAAGUUCAGAGUCGGGGCGGCACUCCUGACACACGACGGGACGGUUUUCACAGGCUGUAAUGUGGAAAACGCCUGCUUCUGCUUGGGCAUCUGUGCUGAGAGAACUGCCAUCUCAAAAGCCGUCUCAGAGGGCUACAGGGAUUUCAAAGCCAUUGCUAUUGCAAGUGAUAUGUGUGAGCACUUCGUUUCCCCCUGUGGUGGCUGCAGACAAUUCAUGAGAGAGUUCGGUGCAAACUGGGACGUGUAUUUGUCCAAACCUGACGGUUCCUAUGUAGAGAUGACUGUUGAGGAGCUGCUGCCUGCCUCUUUCGGUCCAGAGGAUUUAAAAAUGAAGAAAGUGAAUAUUCGGAACGAGUUUUAAAUCGCCACUAUAGACAAUGAACUCUUUGUACCCGAUAGUUUUGCUGUGUUGACAGAAAAACCGUUUAUGUGGAUUAACGGUGUUUAAUAAUGUGUGUUACUGUUAGGGAAUGUUGUAUGAAAAUUUGUAAAUUGUUAAAAAACAUAUUUUGAAUAAAUACAGUCAAUACAAUUAUAUAAGUGAACACAUGUUGCUACAGUACAAACUUUAUUAUUAUUUUUUUAAACAAUGCACAUGAUCUAUAAAUCAACCACAAAAAGUGCAACAUAAAAAUAAUGUCAUUUUCUGAAAAGAAAAUGGCAACUGAUGAUCUAGAGACAUAGUGAUAAUUCAGAUGCAGUAAGAACCUCUAUUUUAAUAUUGAGUUAAUGAAUGAACGAAUCCUAAGCAAGUCAUCAAAGUGCAAAACAUGAAACAAAUGACAUUAAAGAAAUUAUGGGUUUGAAGGAAAGGCAGCACAUACACAAAUGGCAGUAACAUUUAAUAUCUUCUCAAGUUGUCAAAACGUGAUUUUUUCAUGCAGCACGGUUUAAUAAAUUUGUAGUUGGAAGAUUUUGCAUAAGGAGAGUAGAUUGACUAAACCUUUUCCACACACACACACACACACACACA